Messenger RNA from Leptopilina boulardi, 5544 nucleotides. RefSeq lists its product as uncharacterized. The record is from RefSeq and is a predicted model, not a curated record. The transcript is spliced from 4 exons. Gene Ontology annotation, molecular function: aspartic-type endopeptidase activity; nucleic acid binding. NCBI's taxonomy places the organism in Eukaryota, Metazoa, Arthropoda, Insecta, Hymenoptera, Figitidae. The coding region runs from base 1 to 5544 and encodes 1847 amino acids. Gene Ontology annotation, biological process: DNA integration; proteolysis.
AUGGCACACGAUCAAGAAGCAAACACUAUUAAUAGAACCUUAAGUGACGCCAUGGUAACCUCAAUGGCAGAAUGUUUCGCGUUACAACAGGGAGUUAUGCAUAUUCCUUUUUAUGACGGCAAAAAUAUUCCUGUAAGAGAUUUCAUUCAAGAUUUAAUUAAUGGAGAAUCUAGUAUUCCUGAAAAUUGCGAGAAUCAAUUUGUAAAAGUUGUUUUAUCAAAAUUGAAAGGUGCUGCUCGUGAUAGCACACAUGGAAAGAAAUUUGAUACCAUUGACGAAUUAAUUAAUCAUUUAAAGCAAAGAUUCGGGCCCAGAAAAUCUCAUUCGUGGUACUUACACGAGAUAUCCACUAUUCGUAUGGGUCGAAAUGAAGGUGUAAGUGAAUUUUAUGAUAGGUUAACCCUUUUAUUAGGAGGAGCUAGAGCCGCCCUUGAAGAAAAAUACGAAGCAGAUAAAAUAGGAAACAUGAUUGAACCCUUAAACGAUUGCGCGUUAGAAGCUUUUAUAAGAGGACUUCCGGAUGCAAUUUCAGGAAUGAUAGAAGCCCGAGAUUUAAAGAAAAUAGAAGACGCAUUUAAGGCAGCUUUACAAUACGAAUCCAGACAUCAACAUCAAGUGCCUAAUUAUAGCAAUAAUUAUCAUUUUUCACGGUAUCAGCAGCCGAGCGAUUAUAGAAUGAGAAAUUCCGAUUACGAACCACGGGACAGAAGCCCCAGCCCAAGAGUACGUUUCACCCCACAAGAAGAACAACAAAGACCACGUUCUCAAUCCCCUAAUCCGACAGGAAUUUUAAAAUAUCCUUAUAAUCCUCAACCCUCUACUUCAAAUUAUUAUCCUUCAUUUCCUCAAUAUCCUACGCAUUUUAAUCCACUUCCAUAUAUGCCAUAUAAUCCUUAUCCAUAUUAUCCACCUUCCACAAGGACAGAUGGACAUAAUCCAAGUUCACAUGGAGGAGCUAGAACGCCCCCACGCGCUUUAUCUCCUGCACUAAAUAACGAUAAAAAUUUAAACUUAAACCAGACUCGCCGAACAGACGCGACGACGAGCCCCGAAAAACAAGAACGUCAAGCCCAAGCUUCGUUCAUAAUAGACACUGGAGCUGAUGUUAGUCUAAUAAAAUUAUGUGUUUUACAACCGUCAUUAAUCGUUAGACAAGAUGAAGCAAUCCACAUUGCUGGAAUCAAUCCUGUAAAAAUACCGACACUAGGAACUACUAAAAUAACAUUCAAUAAAAAACCAAUAACUUUCCAAGUAGUUCCUUCUGAUUUUCCUAUUCAUUCCGAUGGAAUUUUAGGCCGAGAAUACCUCAGACAAGAAAAAGUCGAAAUAUCCUUUUGGCAUAACACCAUGGUAACCCACACUAAUCCCACAAAACCUAUAUUUUUCGAGGACAACGAAUCAAUUGCAGCCAGGGAAAAUUUAGUAGAAAAUAAGGAGAAUAAACGAAGAGGAUUAACAAUAAAAGCAAGACAAAGACAAGUAAUACCAAUAGAAGUAAAAAAUAAAGAUAUAGCAGAAGGAUAUUUACCAAUGAUUAAUACAGUAGAAGGACUACUAAUAGGAGAAGGAGUAGUAACUAAUAGAGAUGGGGUUUUCCACAUUUUAGCCAUAAAUACAACAUUAGAAGACAUAGAAGUAGAAAUACCGCACCAAGAAUUGAUUCCUUUUGAUUAUUACCAAUUACCAGGAGAAGAAUCCGAAAGAGAACCAUCAGAAGAAGAAUAUGAACCACCAGAAGAUAGAGUUUCAGCCAUUAUUAGCAACCUGAGAAUCAAUCACCUAAAUGCAGAAGAACAGGAACAUGUCAGAGAAAUUGUAAAUGAAUAUCCGGAAAGUUUUCAUUUACCAGGAGAACCACUGACUCCAACAAACCGAGUCCAACAUCAAAUAUUGACUGUAGAUGAAAUACCCAUUCAUACAAGACCGUAUCGAUUUUCACCUUCACAAAAAGAGGAAAUCGACAAAGUCAUAGAAAGAAUGUCUACCGAAGGUGCUAUAGGUCCUUCCUCUUCACCAUAUAACUCUCCUUUGUUAAUUAUACCUAAAAAGAUUGAUGGAACAGGUAAGAAAAAGUGGAGAAUAGUAAUAGACUUUAGAGCACUUAACGAAAAGACCGUGGGUGACUUCUACCCAAUGCCCCACAUAACUUCUAUCAUCGAUUCUUUGGGCCAAGCCCAAUACUUCUCAGUAUUCGAUCUAGCCAGUGGAUUUCAUCAGAUAGAAUUAGAUCCCAUUGAUAGACAAAAAACUGCCUUUUCAACUGUUCACGGACAUUACGAAUACAUACGAAUGCCCAUGGGACUAAAGAAUUCACCAGCUACGUUCCAAAGACUAAUGGAUCAAGUAUUAAUAGGAUUACAAGGAGUAGAAUUGUUUGUCUAUUUAGACGACAUAGUAAUCUAUGCUGAAAAUCUUGAAGAACAUGGCAAAAAGGUAAGAAGAUUACUAAAAAGAUUAAAAGAAGCGAACCUGAGUUUACAACCAGAAAAAUGCGAAUUUUUGUUUAAAGAAGUUGCCUAUUUAGGGCACAUAAUUAGUAGCGAAGGAGUAAAACCUAACCCAAAGAAAAUAGAAGCUGUAGAGCAAUUUCCUACCCCCAAAACACCUAGAAACGUAAAGCAAUUUCUUGGUCUAGCAGGUUAUUAUCGAAGGUUCAUAAAAGACUUUUCUGCCAAAGCCAAACCUCUUUCAAACUUACUAAAGAAAGACAUAAAAUUCGUUUGGGGACCCGAACAAGAUCACAGUUUCAAGGAAUUAAGAUCUGCUUUAUGUAAAGCUCCCAUAUUACAAUAUCCUGACUUCAAUAAACUAUUCACUAUAACAACAGACGCAUCAGACUACGCCAUAGGCGCCGUUUUAAGUCAAGAAAAGGACGGAAUGGAUUUACCUAUAGCAUAUCUUUCUCGAGUUUUAAACCCACCAGAACAAAACUAUUCUACUACAGAAAAAGAAUGUUUAGCAGUUCUUUAUGCUGUCCAACACUUUCGACCUUACAUUUACGGCAAAAAGUUCAUGUUAGUUAGCGAUCACGAACCACUUAAAUGGAUAAAUUCAAUAAAAGAUCCUGGACAACGUUUAGUAAGAUGGCGUUUAAAAUUAAGAGAUUACGAAUAUGAAUUCAGAUAUAAACCUGGAAAAUUAAAUCAUAAUGCAGAUGCAUUAUCCAGAAAUCCAAUAGUAAAAGACUCACAAGAAUUAAUUAACGAAGAAAAUUCUAAACAAGCCAAAAUUCUAAUGCAAACCAGACAAUCAAAGCGAUCAUCAAAAAUACCAUCAGAAGCAUCUACGAGCGCAACAAACACAGGACCCUCCACCCGUAGUAGAAUAAUUCCACCACCAAAACCCAAAAUAAAUCCAAAACCCACCACAGCAAUUGCUGGACCCUCAACCCGCAGUAAAUUAAUUCCACUACCAAAACCCAAAGUAAAUCCAAAAUCAGGUGCAACAAAUAAACCAAAAACGAGUAGAAAAUUAGAAGAAAGUACUAUUGCUCAACGAGUAACAAAAAGAAGAAAAGGAGACCAAUUACAAUCAAAACAAAAAAGAAUUAUCGAUUCAUCAUCUAGUUCAGAAUCAGAACAAGAAAAAACGGACCCUCCUAUACGUAAAAAGAGUUCAAGCGUAAUCCCCAGUUUAGUUACAACAUUACCCCUAUAUGACCCACAUGCACCUAAAAAUGCAUCACCAGAAACACCCUUUGAAGAAGAAGAAAUAAUUACAGAUACAAACAUUACAGAUAAACCAAUAAUAACAACAAUUAGCCCACCCAAUAGUGGAAGCGAAGACAGUUCAUCAGAAGAAGAAAACAUUCUUUCCAAAACUAGGGAAGAAAAAUUACAAGAACUAGAGAAAUCUGUCUCACAAUUUAAUGAAUCUCUCUCUAAACGUGAAGAAUGGUUAAAGGAAAAAGAAUUACCACCAAGAAAUUGGCCUAACACCUCCCUAGGAAACGAUGAUCCUGAAAUUCAUGAAGCCGCUAAUGCACACAUUCCAGGAAACUAUGUAGAAUUUUCUGAAAAAGUAGGAGAAAUAUUAGAACAAGCUCACCAAAAAAUUCAAGAAUUAACAAAUAAUCCGAUAAACACAAACGAAAAAGAAAAAGAAGCAUUGACAAAAGAGCUUGAAGGAGAAACAAACAAAAAUAAAAAUGUAACCUUCGGUGAUCAACCUAAAAGAGCUGUCACGCCGCUAAAUUUUGAUAGACCACUUGCAAUAUCAACUCCCUAUCCAGUCAUCCAAGAAGAAUCAUCCUCAGAAUCUGAAGAAGAUGAUUACGGUGUAAUCCAUGAAAAAGAAGAAACAAUUGAAGAUAAAUCUAAGGAAAAACAGCCUAUAAUCAAAUCAAAAAUUCAAACAUCAAUUUCUAGUAUUCCCCCUAAUCUUCCAGAAAUAAUAAAUCAAGAAAUAAACACAGAAAAUUUAAACGUUGUAGGUUGUAGAGAAAAUUUAACAUAUUAUAAAAAUAAUUAUGUUCAUUUUCUAUCUGCAGAUUGCGAAAUAACCACACCUAUCGGUCGUCUACUUAUCGAUAUCGGUGCAAUUGAUCCACAGGAAAUAAAAUUACAAAACCCUCAGAAGGGACAAAUCUUAAUAACUCCUAGAGGACGUUAUAAUAUUUAUUCUCUUGUCGUAAAACAUAAUCAUUUUGAUCGACUUUAUAUUGACGAUAUUCGAACUACAUUACAAAGCUUAAAAAUUACUCUUCAAAGAAAUAAUAUAAAAGAAAUCAGAAUAUCCAAAGGAGGAGAUUUAACAAAUGAAUUAUUAAGAGGCGAAUUAUUACAAUUAUUACAGUCCAUUUUUCAAAAUAGUAACAUAAAGGUCACUAUAUGUUAUGGUCAAGUUACAAUCCCAAAAGAAGAAAUUCGUGAAGCCAUAAUUAAAGAAUACCACAAUAGUAAAAUAGGAGGACAUAAAGGAGUAACGAAAACUUAUCGUAGAAUACGCGAAAAGUUUAUUUGGCCAAGAAUUAAAGAACAAGUAACAGAAUUCAUAAGAAAAUGCCCCACCUGCCAAGAAUUAAAAUUAGUAAGAGCAAAAACUAAGGAACCAAUGUUAAUUACUGACACACCACUUGAUGUUUUUGACAAAGUUUCAUUAGAUACAGUAGGAAAACUACCUACAACCCCAGAUGGAAAUUGCCACAUAUUAACUAUGCAAGAUCAAUUAUCAAAAUAUUGUAUAGCAGUACCUAUUCCAGAUAUUUCAACCACCACCAUAGCUCAUGCAGUAGCCACAGAAUUAUACUCGAAAUAUGGAGCCCCAAAGACAAUACUAACUGAUAAAGGAGGAGGUUUUAUUAGUAAACUCAUGAGAAAACUAUCCAAAAUAUUUGGAGUACAACAAGUAACAACAUCUGGAUAUAGACCACAAACAAAUGGAAGUUUAGAAAGAAGAAAAAUAGGCGACAAAGCCUACGUUUUAAGAGAAAUGGCAGAAGUAGUACUCCAAUCACCACCUCUCCAGGGAGAGGUCGUCAACGAAAUCAAUUUCCCAAAAGGAGACAUUAACGAGAUCGAAUUCCCCAAAGGAAUUUUAGAAUAA